AUGGAGUACCGUGUGCGCAAGCGAGACGUGAGCGGCGCCGGCCGCCUGCCGCGUACGCUGGAGGAGGCGCUGCCGGACGCUGCUGUGCGAAGAUUCCUGCUGCGCGCGGGCUUCCGCUCCAGUUCGGACCGCGCCGCUGCCGAGGUGCGGCGCCACGUGAGCGACUUCUUCCGCCGCAUCGUGGGCUGCAUGGUGGUCAUGAUGCAGCACGACGGGCGCCGCAGCUUCCGCCUCGUGGACGUCAAGCGCGCCUGCGAGCACUUCGGCAUCCGCAUGUACGGCUAUGACGACAUGUGUCUGCUGGCGGCGGGCAGGGCGAGCGGACCCGAGGCCUUCCACGUGACGGAGCUGGUGGAGUGCAACUCGUUUUACAGCCGAUCGGUGGACACGCCUGAGGAGCCCGACACGGAGCCCGGCGCGCGCUACAAGAAGACGGACUUUGUGGCAAAUUACACGUCGUGGAGGGACGAGAUGGGCGACGCUGGCGACGAUAUGAGCGACUCGAGCGAGUGGGCGUUCUCGGACAGUGAUUCAAACUCGGAAGGAGGACACGACAUGGACAUGGAGACGUCGCAGCCUUGGCAGCCCGAUGAGGAAAAGUUCCUGGGCUCGCUACGCGACGCGCAAGAGCUUGUGGACGAGAAGCUGCUGCAGCAGCCGGAGGAUGAGGAGACCGACGAGAACCAACCGGGUCAGGGGUACUACUCGGACUACGACGACGGCUACGAGCCUGAGUAUACGGAGAAACAGCUUGAGCAGGAGGAAGAUGAAGAUGCCAAGUGGAACAAGGAUGGCCACCUUCACGUUCUCGAGAGCGACGAGGACAGCGACCCUACCGAGUUGCAGGAAUUCAGUGGCAGCCCCAACCUGUACGUCAUCUCGCGUCAGGAAUUCUUGCGCCUCUUCCGCGCGCUGCUCAACAUUUCGUUGAGAAUGGGUGAGCUGCAGAUCAGCUCGGUGGCUCUCAGUGCUCUCCACAACGCCACGGAGCAGUGCUUGCACCGUUCGCUCACUGAAGGUUCGCUUCACUACCAGCUCGCAGCUAUCCUGAAGGAGCAGGAGCAGGCGAACUCGAGGAUUCAGCUGGAAUCGGAGCUUCAAAUGCAGCGCGAGAAGGUAAAUGAGUUGUGUGAGACCAUUGCUGCUAACAAGGCCGCCUUCAAGGCUAAGGAGCUAUCGAUGCAGCGACAGAUCGAGCAGCUCAAGAAGCAGCUACAAGGCCAGCACGGUGUGCAGAUGGAGACGUCGCCAAGCCUGAAGAAGAAGUCGUCUGGGAAGCGGAAAGCCACAAGUAAGAGCACUCACAGCGUGCGGAAGGGGCUGUCCAAAUCCUCAAAUGGUUCUACUUCCGUAGUAGGUGCGCUGCGCUCUCGUGGACUCAACAACUCGGGCUCCAAGAAGUUGAAGGUCACUCUGAUGUGA
Molecule: messenger RNA, 1422 nt
Organism: Phytophthora sojae
Lineage: Eukaryota; Oomycota; Peronosporomycetes; Peronosporales; Peronosporaceae
Exons: 1
Coding region: 1-1422 (473 amino acids)
Molecular function (GO): protein heterodimerization activity
Source: RefSeq, a predicted model, not a curated record